Cajanus cajan (pigeon pea) is the source of this 2054-nucleotide messenger RNA. Its product is annotated as L-ascorbate oxidase homolog. The record is from RefSeq and is a predicted model, not a curated record. NCBI's taxonomy places the organism in Eukaryota, Viridiplantae, Streptophyta, Magnoliopsida, Fabales, Fabaceae. Gene Ontology annotation, molecular function: oxidoreductase activity; copper ion binding.
AGUUACCUUACCUGCAAGUCUUGCAACCUUUCACUAUUCUCGUCUCAUAUUAUAUAUACAUGUGUACAAAGAGUGCCUCUUGCUACUUCAACUCUAUCCUUCUUCACACUUUUCUUUCCUCCAUUUAAUUUGUUGCCCCAUUCUUUCUCAAACAACUAACCCCAAACAACAUGAAGGUGCUGAGCUUCUGCUCCAUUUUCCUGCUUUUGGAUUUGCUUUUGGUUGCUGCGGAGGACCCUUAUAGGUUCUUCGACUGGACCAUUACCUACGGAGACAUUUAUCCUCUAGGAGUUAAACAACAGGGUAUUCUUAUCAAUGGCCAAUUUCCGGGUCCUGAAAUCUACUCUGUUACCAAUGACAACUUGAUCAUCAACGUACACAAUAACUUGCCUGAGCCGUUUCUUCUAUCAUGGAGUGGUGUUCAGCAAAGGAGAAAUUCUUAUGAAGAUGGAGUUUAUGGAACAACAUGCCCCAUCCCUCCUGGGAAGAACUUCACCUACACACUUCAAGUCAAAGAUCAAAUUGGAAGUUUCUUCUAUUUCCCAUCUCUUGCUUUCCACAAGGCAGCUGGUGGCUUUGGUGGCAUCAAAAUCCUUAGCAGGCCAAGGAUUCCUGUCCCAUUCCCAGACCCAGCUGAUGAUUUCACCCUUCUUAUUGGAGAUUGGUACCAAAUUGAUCACAAGAAGCUGCAGAGCGUUCUAGAUUUUGGACAUAAACUUCCAUUCCCUCAAGCCGUUCUUAUCAAUGGUCGUGCAAACGGCACAGCAUUCACAGUUGAACAAGGGAAAACAUACAGGCUUAGAAUAUCCAAUGUUGGACUUCAAAACACACUCAACUUCAGGAUUCAAGGCCACAGCAUGAAGUUGGUGGAAGUUGAGGGAACUCACACCAUACAGACCACGUAUUCCUCGUUAGAUGUUCACGUGGGACAGUCUUAUUCUGUGCUUGUCACAGCUGAUCAAGCACCCAAGGACUACUACAUUGCAGUCUCCACUCGUUUCACCAACAAGAUCCUCACAAGCACUGCCACCCUUCACUACAGUAACUCCCAGCAACCUGUUUCUGGCCCAAUUCCUGGCGGCCCAACCACUCAAAUCGAUUGGUCCAUUGAACAAGCUCGUUCAAUCAGGACAAACCUGACUGCAAGUGGACCAAGGCCAAAUCCACAAGGCUCAUACCAUUACGGUCUCAUUAACAUUAGUAGGACAAUUACCCUGGAGAGCUCAGCAGCACAAGUGAAUAAGAAACAAAGAUAUGCAGUGAACAGUGUAUCAUUCAUACCCGCUGACACUCCUCUGAAGCUAGCAGAUUACUUCAACAUUAGUGGGGUUUUCAAAGUUGGAAGCAUCCCAGAUACCCCUUCUGGUAAACCCAUGUAUCUUGACACCUCGGUCAUGGGUGCUGAUUUUCGAGCCUUCGUCGAGAUCGUGUUUCAGAACCACGAAAGUAUCGUCCAGAGCUGGCACAUUGACGGAUACUCAUUUUGGGUUGUAGGAAUGGAUGGUGGUGUGUGGACGCCUAAUAGUCGUAACCAGUAUAACCUAAGAGAUGCAGUAUCUAGGUGCACAACACAGGUGUAUCCUAAAUCAUGGACCGCAAUAUAUAUGGCUCUAGAUAAUGUGGGUAUGUGGAACGUGAGGAGUGAAUUUUGGGCACGACAAUACCUUGGACAACAAUUCUAUAUGCGAGUGUAUUCACCAGUUGGAUCCGUCAGGGAUGAAUAUCCAAUUCCAAAGAAUGCUCUUCUAUGUGGCAAAGCUGCAGGCAGAACAAUCAGAUCUCUAUGAGAAUCGUAUCUCUAACACCAGACAUGUCUAUCAACAGCCUAGUAGAGACUCUCUUGGUCUCAUUCUUUGCAAAUUCGUCUACCAUUUAUUUGUUUUUCUACUUAAUCUGUCACCCUCCUGUCGUGAUAAUAAUUAAAUUACCACCAUUGAUUUAUUUUUUUAAUGAAUAAAUAAAUUUCUCGGAUGUAUUAGAGAAUUUCUGUUUUAUGCCAUAAUAAGAUAAGAUGAUGCAAACUAGAUCCAUCAUCUGCAUGUGUUUCCUGAGUA